Condylostylus longicornis is the source of this 1215-nucleotide messenger RNA. RefSeq names its product protein odr-4 homolog. The record is from RefSeq and is a predicted model, not a curated record. Bases 23 to 1111 code for a protein of 362 amino acids. Gene Ontology annotation, cellular component: endomembrane system. Gene Ontology annotation, biological process: intracellular protein localization. The transcript has 5 exons. NCBI's taxonomy places the organism in Eukaryota, Metazoa, Arthropoda, Insecta, Diptera, Dolichopodidae.
UACUUCAUUAUCACAUCAAGUGAUGAGUCUUAUAAAAAUGAUUCCAGGAUCUUUUUUCGUUUUGGGUGUAUUUUUCGUGGAUGAUUCUGACAUAUACAAAAAUAAAGAAAAAACAGAUAAAAUAAUGGCAAUUUUGUCAGACAUAAGCCAACUAUUUAGACGAAAUAAAUAUCUUUACGGUACUUCAACAACUAUGGGAUCGACUAAAUUAAUAAUGUUCUAUAAUUCUGCAACAAAAAGUUUAGAUUGUAAAUAUUAUGACCCUAAGGACAAAAACACUUUGAUUCCGGCAGAAUGUAUUUUUCUUGAUAAGCUUACCGAAUGGAUUUUUUUUGAAACAAAUUAUGAAUUAGACGAAAUUUUCCCUAUCGCUGAAAGCAACGAAAAACUCAAUAUUGAAACACAUUUCACGGCUACACUCGAAGCAAUCAACUUGUAUGUUAAUAAUAGCAAAAUUUUUGUACAAGACGAACCAGUCGAAGAUGGAAUUAUUUUGGAAAACUAUUUGAAAAAAUGUCAAAAUAAAUACGAUAAGACAAAGGGGAUAUCAGCCAGUAUAUUUUUGACAACAACGGCUUUGGAUGAGAAGGUAUUAAUUGAACAAUUUGAUGGAAUAAUUCGAUAUUCUGGAAUAAUAGCAUCAAGAGUUUGGGCUCAUCCAAAAUCUUCAUUUAAGGAAAUUUAUGAUUUUAUAAGAAUUGAUAUUAUGCGAUCAAUGUGUUCCCGGAUACAGGUGUAUUGUGAUGGUUUGAUUGAUCCUAAUGCAUCUAAUGACGCCGUUGUAAUAAAUGAACCUCCUAGAAGAGUAUUUUUCAACAAAGUUGAUGAUAACGGUAUUCAAUUUUGCGAUUAUAUAUUUCGGGGAGAGUCUCCGUCUGUUGUUACAUCGCAAGCAAAGUUUAUCUUAGAUUUGGAAAUUGAAACACAAAAUGUUAAUGAUGCAGUUGAAGGGUAUCCUGAUGAUGACAGUUUUGGAAUAAGUAAAAUACCAAACACUUCAAAUCGUCAGUCCAAAUAUGCAAAAGGAUAUGGACAAGUAAUGUAUAUUGGAAUAGCUUCAGCCGUGAUUGUUUUAAUAAUUUCUAUUCUGUUACAUUUUAUAUUUCGAUAGUUUUGUAUAAAAUUUAAAUUUUUUCCUUUUGUAAAUUAAAAAUAGAAGUGGAUGAUUCCUUGUUAUAAAUUUAAUAAAUUUUUUUAUAUUAUUGUUUAAUGGUA